GCAGGAAGGGUAAGGGGUGGGGAUGCGUCGUUUAUAAGAGCAGCAGCGGUGACAAUGUUCUGGGCAGUCCUCCUCCAGCUCGGGUCCCCUCAGGGCUUCCGUCUCCCACCCUCUGUUUCCCCUGCGUCCCGGAGAGGCCGGUGGGGACAAAGGGACAGAAGAGAGGACGCAGGAAGCCAGAGGUGUGGGAAAAGCGAAACCCCAGGCUGUCAAACCAGGGGAUCCCUUCCAAUUUCAAAGGAAGUCUGCUGACGUCCGUUAGCUAAAUUUAACAUCCUCGGCUGCGCGACCCUGGACUUGGGAAAGGAACAUGAACUUUGCGGACACAGAGGGCCCCAAGAGAUACUGCAUCCAGGCGAAGCAUGUGGCCGUCAUCUGUGCCGUGGUGGUGGCAGUGGGGUUAGUGGUAGGGCUCUCCGUGGGCCUGACCAGAUCGUGUGACUCCGCCGGGGACUCCGGGCAGGUGACAUCUCCGGCCCCGUCCCACCUGCCUUCUUCCACCGCUCCCGCCCAGGACGGGGACGUCUGCCCCGCCAGCGACGAUGCCAGCGGGGAGUGGACGAACUUCAGGCUGCCGGACUACCUGAGCCCCGCGCACUACGACCUGGAGGUGCGGCCCGUGCUGGAGGAGGACAGCUACACGGGCGCCGUGAACAUCUCCAUCAACGUGAGCGCGGCCACGCGCUACCUGUGGCUGCACCUGCGGGAGACCAAGAUCACGCGGCUGCCGGCGCUGCAGGGCCCCUCCGGGGAGCAGGUGCCGGUCAAGAGAUGCUUCGAGUACGAAACCCAGGAGUACCUGGUGAUCGAGGCGGAGGAAGAGCUUCCCCCCAGCGGCGACGACGGCCUCUACGUCCUGACCUUGGAGUUCGCCGGCUGGCUGAACGGCUCCCUCGUGGGCUUUUACAGAACCACCUACACGGAGAACGGGGAAACCAAGAGCAUAGCAGCGACUGAUCAUGAACCCACAGAUGCCCGGAAAUCCUUCCCUUGCUUUGAUGAGCCCAACAAAAAGGCAACUUACACAAUAUCUAUCGUCCACCCCAAAGAAUACAAAGCACUUUCAAAUAUGCCAGUGGAGAAUGAAGAGGCAGUGGAUGAUACGUGGCAGCGAACGACUUUUGCGAAGUCUGUCCCCAUGAGCACCUACCUGGUGUGCUUUGCCGUCCAUCAGUUUGAUUCUGUAGAGAGACUAUCCAACAGUGGAAAACCCCUCACUAUUUAUGUCCAGCCAGAGCAAAAGCACACAGCUGAAUAUGCUGCAAACAUAACUAAAAUUGUGUUUGAUUAUUUUGAAGAAUACUUUGCAAUGAACUAUUCUCUUCCUAAAUUAGAUAAAAUCGCUAUUCCGGAUUUUGGCACGGGUGCUAUGGAGAACUGGGGACUCAUCACUUACAGAGAAACAAACCUGCUCUACGACCCUGACCAAUCAGCCUCCUCCAACCAACAGACGGUGGCUACUGUGGUUGCCCAUGAACUUGUGCAUCAGUGGUUUGGAAACAUUGUGACCAUGGACUGGUGGGAUGACUUGUGGCUGAACGAAGGAUUUGCUUCUUUCUUCGAGUUCCUUGGAGUAGACCAUGCAGAAACAGACUGGCAAAUGCGUGACCAGAUAUUACACGAAGAUGUAUUAUCUGUGCAAGAAGAUGAUUCUUUAACGUCUUCACAUCCAAUCAUUGUCACGGUGACAACCCCUGCGGAAAUAACAUCUGUUUUUGAUGGAAUAUCCUAUAGCAAGGGAGCUUCUAUUUUGAGAAUGCUUGAAGACUGGAUGACACCUGAGAUAUUUCAGAAAGGAUGUCAGAUGUACUUGGAAAAAUUCAAAUUCCAGAACGCAAAAACUUCAGAUUUUUGGGAAGUACUGGAAGAGGUAAGUAAUCUACCAGUGCAAGAAGUCAUGGAUACCUGGACCAUCCAGAUGGGCUACCCUGUGCUCAGCGUGAAGGAUGCUCGGUACCUUGUACAGAAACGCUUUCUGCUGGACUCAACAGCCGAUCCUUCCCAGCCAGCUUCCGAUCUUGGUUACACAUGGAAUAUUCCAGUUAAAUGGACCGAAGAUAAUAUAACAAGUACUACACUCUACAAUAGGUCAGAAGAAGGAGGAAUCACUUUGAACUCUUCUAAUCCUAGUGGAAAUGCUUUUCUCAAAAUAAACCCAGAUCAUAUUGGGUUUUAUCGUGUAAAUUAUGAAGUACUAAUUUGGAACCAGAUAGCUGAAAAUCUUUCCUUGAACCACAAGAACUUUUCUUCUGCUGAUCGUGCAAGUCUCAUUGAUGAUGCUUUUGCCUUGGCGAGAGCUCAACUUCUAGAUUAUCAUGUGGCUCUGAACUUGACCAAGUAUCUCAGAAAUGAAGAGGAUUAUUUACCAUGGCAGAGAGUCAUUUCAGCCAUAACCUACAUCAUUAGCAUGUUCGAAGAUGAUACCGAGCUAUACCCUAUGAUCCAGGAAUACUUCCAAAGUCAGGUGAAGCCCCUCGCGGAUUCUCUGGCAUGGACCGACACCGGAGAUCAUCUCACAAAGUUACUCCGUGCCUCCGUGCUGGGGCUGGCAUGCAGGAUGGGAGACAGAGAAGCCUUGAGCAACGCUUCCCAGUUAUUUGAGCAGUGGCUAACCGGGACUGUAAGUAUUCCUGUGAACCUCAGGCUUCUGGUGUAUCGGUACGGGAUGCAGAACUCUGGCAACGAAGCUUCGUGGAACUACACUCUUGAGCAAUACCAGAACACGUCAUUGGCUCAAGAAAAAGUAAAACUGCUCUAUGGAUUAGCAUCAGUGCAUAGCGUUACCCUUUUAUCAAGGUAUUUGGAAUUGCUCAAGGACACAAGCCUUAUUAGAACUCAGGAUGUGUUUACAGUCAUCCGAUAUAUUUCAUACAACAGCUACGGGAAAUAUAUGGCCUGGAAUUGGAUACAGCUCAACUGGGAGUAUCUAGUCAACAGAUUUACAAUCAAUGACAGAAACCUCGGCCGAAUUGUCACAAUAGCAGAGCCAUUCAACACUGAACUACAACUCUGGCAGAUCGAGAGCUUUUUCGCAAAAUAUCCAGAUGCUGGAGCAGGAGAAACAUCCAGGGCACAAGUGCUGGAAACUGUGAAAAACAAUAUCGAGUGGCUAAAACAAAAUACAGACGCCAUAAGAGAAUGGUUUUCUAAUGUACCUAACAAUGGCUAAUGUGCUCAAAUGUUAUAGUUUAAUUUUGUCAAUCUGUUCUUUCUCCUAUUAAGCAUUUGGUGACUAAUUUGCAAGCACUAUGAAGGAAGCCUUAUAAACAGUGCUUUUGCUAAGUACUGUGUUGAUAUGCCUUGAAAAGCUUUUAAACGGUUCCUCUUUGUUUAUGAAGGAACAUACUAAUAGAGUAUUUAACAUACUCAGGGACUUCUAAGUGUGCUUCAGAGGAGAUUCUUUACAAACUGAAGAGAAUUUAAUAGUCCUUUUAAUGUCUUUAAAUAUCAUUCUUUGUAUCUUAAAUCUGUGAAAAGAGAACAAUUUCGUCUUAGCUUUACAUUUUUAGUACCAAAGAAACACCACUUAAUCUUCUCUCUUGAUUGAUUUUUAAACUUUAAAUACCAGUACUUGAGGGACCAAUAUUACCAUUUUAAUCUUUAUUUUAUUAUUCAGAAUUACAUAGACCUAAUAUCAUUUUAUUCACAUACGUCUUACUACUUCAAAUCCUACCAAAGUAACCUGGGCUUAAGUUUUUCUCGAGGACUGCAUGAAUUAGCCAAAGAAACGGCUGUUGCCUUUGCUCUUGUACAAUCAACAAGAGAAUUCUCCACUCCUUUUAAAAAUAAAUAUAAAUGAUUACCUUGAAAAAAA
Lemur catta (Ring-tailed lemur) is the source of this 3814-nucleotide messenger RNA. RefSeq names its product glutamyl aminopeptidase (gene ENPEP). Gene Ontology annotation, biological process: proteolysis; peptide catabolic process. Bases 311 to 3169 code for a protein of 952 amino acids. Gene Ontology annotation, molecular function: zinc ion binding; peptide binding; metalloaminopeptidase activity. NCBI's taxonomy places the organism in Eukaryota, Metazoa, Chordata, Mammalia, Primates, Lemuridae. Gene Ontology annotation, cellular component: cytoplasm. The record is from RefSeq and is a predicted model, not a curated record. The transcript is spliced from 20 exons.